UGUAUAUAGUCUGUGACUGUAGUAAGAAACUUAAUCUAAUGCAUUCUCAGUUUUCACCACCUUCAAUUCUCAUCACACAGUAAGCAUGGUCAAGUAAACGUUUAGAUCUGCAGUUCUUCUGUUUGUGGGCUAUUUCUACAACAGCAGGGCACUGACAAGGAACAGACUACACAAAUUAAGGAGCUCUGAAUACUUUCCUCACCAAAGUGACAGGUUACAGGACCAGAAACUGAAGAUCCCUUUCUUUUUGAAGACUGCAUUACUACCUUGAUACAAUGCACCCUUCUAUGCUAUUUGUGGUUUGGAUAGGAGGCCUGCUUCUUGGUGUUAGCUCUCUGGAGGCUCCCUCAGCCAGCUCCAACCCACCACAAACAAUGAACUCAGAACAAGCCCAUUCCAUUGUACAACUGGACACCAACCAAAUUAGUGAAUCUGCAAACUUAUCAGAUGACGAUGUUGGAAACCAGUCAUUUCCACCAAGACCACCGUUAUCUCCACCGUGCGUCACUCGGUCGAAAAUCAGACAUGCCUUCAAAUAUGUCACCACUAUUCUCUCGUUUGUCAUAUUUCUUGUCGGGAUUGUAGGAAAUACUACGCUUCUCAAAAUAAUAUACAAGAAUAAAUGCAUGAGAAAUGGACCUAAUGUUCUGAUCGCCAGCUUGGCUUUGGGCGACCUGUUCUACAUUAUUAUUGCAAUUCCUAUCAAUAUUUACAAGUUACUGGCUGCAAACUGGCCAUUUGGAGAACAUGUCUGCAAGUUGUUCCCAUUUAUACAAAAAGCGACUGUUGGUGUCACAGUACUGAGUCUUUGCGCACUGAGUAUAGACAGGUACCGAGCUGUGGCAUCCUGGAAUCGGAUACAGGGUAUUGGAAUCCCAGUAUGGAAGGCUAUUGAGUUAACUCUGAUUUGGGCUGUGGCCAUCACUCUUGCUGUACCAGAAGCCAUUGCCUUUAACCUGGUCAAACUAGAGGACAGAGGACAAAUCAUGUGGGUCUGCAUGAUGCCUUUAAAGCAGUCAUCUUACUUUAUGACGUUAUAUCAAGAAGUGAAGGUAUGGUGGCUGUUUGGGUUUUACUUUUGCCUGCCCCUGGCCUGCACAGGAGUAUUCUAUACCAUGAUGUCUUGUGAGAUGCUGAAUAUGAAAAACGGCAUGCGGAUUGCCCUGAAUGACCACAUGAAACAGCGAAGGGAAGUUGCAAAGACUGUUUUCUGUCUGGUGGUAAUAUUCGCCCUCUGCUGGCUUCCCCUUCAUGUGAGCAGCAUAUUGAAAAAAACUGUGUAUGAUGGCACCGAUCCAAACAGAUGUGAACUACUUAGCUUCUUUCUAGUCAUGAACUACAUUGGAAUCAAUAUGGCCUCUCUGAAUUCCUGUAUAAACCCAGUGGCUCUCUACUUUGUCAGCAGGAAGUUCAAGAACUGCUUCCGGUCCUGCCUCUGCUGCUGGUGUCACAGGCCAAAUAUUACAAUCACUCCAAUGGAUGAAAAAGGUUCUGCGGGAAAAUGGAAAUCCAAUGGCCAUGACCUAGUCCUGGACAGAAGCAGUUCACGCCUUACAAACAAGUACAGCUCUUCUUGAAGGUUGAAAAUGAGCCAUAGAACAGGCUUGAAAAAGGACACGACCUUGAUUUUAACCUUAUUUUAAUUGUACAAAGGUGUAGCAGCCAAUCAGAAUACUCCCCAAGUCUCCGGCAAUUACGUUUUAGGAAAUCUAUUCUCCAUUUAUCUUUGUACGAAAAUAGCACAAUUAGGGGAAGGAUUCCUUAGCUGCUGUAAAUAGAGAUAUCACACACUAUAAAGAACCUUAGGUUUCAACAGCCACUACCUUUAAAUCCCUUUUGGAACAUCACAAAUCCCUGUACCUGAACUUUUCUAUUGGUGUUUACAUAAAACUAAGCUCACCCAUGAUCUUUUUUUAACACUGCCACAAACCGUUGAUUGUAGAGUAUUUUUAUUUGCAUAUACAAGACACUGAGAAUAGG
Messenger RNA from Pelobates fuscus (common spadefoot toad), 1980 nucleotides. RefSeq names its product endothelin receptor type B-like. The coding region runs from base 276 to 1577 and encodes 433 amino acids. The record is from RefSeq and is a predicted model, not a curated record. Gene Ontology annotation, biological process: developmental pigmentation; enteric nervous system development; regulation of blood pressure. Gene Ontology annotation, cellular component: plasma membrane. Gene Ontology annotation, molecular function: endothelin receptor activity. The transcript is spliced from 8 exons. NCBI's taxonomy places the organism in Eukaryota, Metazoa, Chordata, Amphibia, Anura, Pelobatidae.